AUGGCGGUGAGCAUCCUGGGCGCGCUCAUCAUCAUCCUGUACUACAUCGCCGUCGUCUCCGUGGGCGUGUGGGCGGGCCGCAAGGUGCACGGAGAGCAGUUGCCGUCCUACACCAGCGGGAAAGCCAGAGAGAGCAUCAAGCCUAGCGACAACGAUUACCUGGUGCGCCUGUUUCUCGCCAAUCGCAGCGUGCCCCUGGUGCUGGGCGUCGUCUCCAUGACAGGGACCUGGGUCGGAGGCGCUUUCCUCAACACGACGGCGGAAGCUGUCUUCACAAACGGCAUCGUAUGGUGCCAGGCUCCUUUCGGCUACGCCCUCAGCCUCAUGGUCGGCGGCUGGUUCUUCGCGGGCAAGAUGCGAGUCACCAAGGCGCUGACGAUGCUGGACCCUUUCCAGCAGCAUUACGGCAAGUGGAUCUCCAUCCUUCUCACUGUGCCCGCCGUCUUUUCUGAGGUCUUCUGGUCCGCCUCCGUGCUUACCGCUCUAGGUAACACUGUGGAGACCAUUGUGCACCUGAACAGUCACUUGAUCAUCAUCGCGUCUGCCCUGGUUAUCCUCUUCUACACGGCACUGGGCGGCCUGUACUCGGUCAUCUACACAGACUUGUUCCAGAUGUUCAGUACAGUGAUCGGCCUGUGGACAUGCUUGCCGUACGUGGUGAUGAACAAGGCGGCCGGGAAGAUUGGUCCACCCGAGAACGACUGGAUAGGGACGAUCGAGGCUAAGGACACGAGCCAAGUCAUCGACUCGCUGUUUAUGAACAUCUUUGGAGGCAUUCCAUGGCAGGCGUACUUUCAACGGGUGCUGAGCACAGACUCCAUAUUUGGUGCCAAGAUGCUUUCAUACCUCUCUGCCAUGUGCUGCCUUUUCGUCGCCGUUCCGUCGAUCGUCGUCGGAGCUGUUGCCAAGACUACGAAUUUCACGGCCUUGGGCUACGGCGGCGCGCACAACCUGUCCAAGGAACUCAGCAAGGACAUCCUGCCGCAAGCGAUACACUACAUGGCGCCAUCCGUGGUAGGCAUCGUGGGACAGCUGGCCAUCACCGCCUCUGUGAUGUCUUCGAUGGACUCGUCCAUACUCAGUGCUUCGUCGCUCAUCACAAGAAACGUCUACCAUUUCAUCAUCAGGCCCACGGCCUCCGACACGGAGAUCUCGCUGGUGCUGCGCGGCAUGAUUUGGUUAGUGGGCGUGAUAGCGACGGCCACGGCCAUCAGCGCGCGCUCGGUAGUCGGGCUGUGGUCGCUUUCCUCGGACAUGCUCUACGUGCUCCUGUUCCCACAGUUCGUCGCGCUCUUCUACCUACGGAAACGCAGCAAUGCAUACGGCGCUGUCCUCGGUUUCGUGGUGGGCGGGAUCUCGCGGGCCCUGUGCGGGGAGCCCUUGCUACAGCUGCCGGCGCUCAUCCAGCUGCCCUCGUACGACGCCGAACGAGGCCAGCAGUUCCCGUUCCGCACCCUGUGCAUGCUGCUGAGCCUUGUAAGCCUCCUGCUGGGCUCGGCAAUCGCCAAGGCCCUCUUUCGCGCGGGGGUCUUGCUUGACGUGUGCCGCUCUUUCGUCGAGCCCGAUAAGCAGCAACGGGAAGAAAGCUCCAGCGCCCCGGCCGCUGCUGCUCCAGCCACAGACGCCGUCCCAGACCCCGCCUCCAUAGCCUCCCCGCGUUUGACGGUCCUGAGCCCGUCGAGCGAUGUACUUUCGGGGCCCACCACCUCGGGCGCGACUACCACGGCACCCGAAGAGGUAGCUAAGCAGAAGCAAUCGCCAGCGGCACAGCAAACAGCGGUGACGUCUGCGACGGGAGAAUGUCACGCCAGCAGCAGCGUGAUCGCCAACCACGCAAACCACAGAAAGGGCAAGGGUCAGAAGUCGAAGAAGAAGCGGAAGUAGCCGCUUAAUUACUUUGUAUCUCUCCACUAAGACAGUUGGGGCCCACCGUGCAGUCUUUCAAUUACCCCGCCCGCACGCGCUUCAAUGUCGGCGCUCACUGAGGCGGCGGGAUACGUAUUGACGCAAAUUAUUAAA
Molecule: messenger RNA, 2019 nt
Organism: Dermacentor andersoni
Lineage: Eukaryota; Metazoa; Arthropoda; Arachnida; Ixodida; Ixodidae
Source: RefSeq, a predicted model, not a curated record